AGCCUUUCCUGCCCCGAGUCACAGUGCAGGGUGCACAGUGCUGGGCGCAGCUGGGAGGGGUCCUCUGCCUGGAACCCCCCUGCCUGGUGGAGCCAGCGCCUGGACUGGGACAGGAGCCUGAGACCCAGGACAGCUGGAACCCUGUUCACUUCAGCUGCCCCUGCCCUGAUGGCCUCCUGGCACUGGAACUACGUGGCCAUGGUCCUGCUGACCCCCCUCGGCCUGCUGGGAGGUGCUGACCUUAAGGACUGGGUUGUGGCCCUCCCAAAAGACCCCAUGGAUGUGCAGGAGGGCUCCUGCGUGACCCUCGAGUGCAGCUACAACAUCCCUCUGGGGAAGGACAUUGGAGCUGUGUGCUGGAAGCAGAAUAGAGUCAUUAUUGCUUAUCACUCAGACAAGGCUUAUGUUGAUGCGGCCUUCAAAAACCGGACCUGGUCCUUCAGCAAACACCCGGGCAACUGCUCUCUGCAGCUCAUGGGGCUGCGCCUAGGGGAUCAGGGUACCUACCAGGUCUGCACUGGGAAAGGGAAUGAAGAGUGGUGCAGCCCUGGGGCCGUGCAGCUCCGUGUGACUGCCCACCCAUGCCGUCCUAGCCUGAAGACACCACGGGGACAGGGGUCCCUCUCCUGCUCCGUGCAGCCUGACUGCCAGGGAUCCCCUGUCUGGGACAAACGGGAUGACCAGAGGAUCCCGGCUGGGAUGGGGAACAGCUCGCUGCAGGUGUCCCCAUCCCAGCUGGGUCCUAACAUGAUGCUGAGCUGCCGGGUGGAUGGACACAGAGACCAGUGCAGCCCUGAACAGAACCAGCCCCUACAACUAGGGAAUCUGCACUUGAAGAUCUUUCUCCCGGGGGCAAAGCAAGUGGUGAAGGAACAUGACUAUGUCACCAUGCGCUGCUUGGAUGCCACCCGGAUCCCCGUGGCCAGGUACUUCUGGACGCAUGGGGACAAGUGGCUGCAGGAAAGAGGGCAGAAUUUGCACAUCAGCGACACCAGCACUGCUCAUGGAGGUGUCUACACUUGCAGCAUCUGGGUCUCCGGCCCCGGGUGGGCGUUCCUGGUCUCCUCUGGCAACAAAUCCAUCACGGUUCAUUAUGCCCCUAAGGGGGUUAACAUCACGCCUCCGUCCCCAUCCAAGCUGAGUGAAGGGGAGUAUCUGAUCUUAACCUGCCAUUUCAACAGCAGCCUCCCCGAGGCGGUCACCUACAACUGGUACAAGGACAGCAUGGAGUGGAAGGGGUCCCAGAAGAUACUGAAGGUUGGAGCAAAGGAUGCUGGGAUAUAUCACUGUGUGGUGCAGAACGAGGUGGGGCCCACAGAGUCUUCCAGAAUCACCAUUCGGGCCUCCUCCCAAGGGCUGGUUUCCGCUUUGGCCGCCGGCAUCAGCGGUGCCGUGUUCCUGCUGCUUCUGCUGGGGCUGGGGCUGGCUCUGGCCUGCAGGAAGAAAUGGGGGAGAAAGCAAAGCAAGGCCACCAUGGCAGGACGCUACAGCCCAGCCCAGGUGGACGCCCCGAUGUCAGAGCUGACGUACAAGAACAUAGAGCAGUACGAGCCAGUUGAUGCGGGUCCCCAGGAUGCCCCUGAGCUGGGCAAGGAGCAGCUGGACAUGGAUACCCCCCCGAAUCUUCCACAGCGCAGAUGGGGAGCAGAGCCACAGGGAACAGCAAGGCAGCCAGCCCAUGAAGACAGCCCCCAAGACCAACCCUGACAACGUCCAAUACUCCACUGUCAAGAUCCAACCAGCCCCGCAGAGCUGCACACCUGCCUCAGACCUUACCUGCGACUAUGCCAACAUCAAGCACUACACGUCAGCCGUGGGCAACCCCAUCACCCCUAGUCCUGGCACCAGUCUCAGGAGUGGGGACUGGGGGUCACGGCCUGGGAUCAGUGAUGGGAGAGAAGAUCAGUGGAGCUUUAUGGGUGGAAGGGGCUAUGUUGGCUGGAAGUUUUCUCCCCAUUUCCUGAGUCCCAUGGUCCAUAGGGCAUUGAAUCUUGCUAAUUAGGCUCUGUUAUGAAUUGAUUGCCUUAAGCCUGGCUUCUCAGGACAGCUAAGUACAAUGUACACAGCUUUGAACAAGGUGUGGAGUGUGGAUAAUGGUGUGUGAUAUAAGAAGCUUUAACGAGGCCUGAGUGGCGGGCUGGAGUAUAGCAAAUUUUUAAUGAGCUGUGGACAGCUAAGCGACUUUGAAUGAGGCAUGCACUGGAUGUUGGCACAAAAUGUAAUAAUAAGCUUUAAAGAGGAGUGGAUGGUGGGACCAAAUACUGGGGUGCUUUAAGGAGGUAUGGCUAAGCAGACACAAGAGGCUUUUAAUGAAACGGAACAUAAUGUAACAAGCCUUAAUGAGGUGUGGACAACUAUUUCCCCACCCUUUGUCUGAAAUUUCCAUAUGGAAAUCCAUGGCAUUUGCUAUUUGCAUAAUUGACCUACCUACCCAUCUUCCCUGCAGGCCUCUGAAGUGGCUGAGAUUUUAGCUGUUGUAUAACGAGUAAUGUGUAUUUUACCCUGACUUGUAUCCACCUUGGGUGGGUGUCUCUGAGUCCACCACUGUUCUCCCCUGUGUGAUUCCUUGCUUUCAAAUAAAGCUCUAUCCUGCUCAGUUUGGGAAGAAAGAGAAGAAGAAA
Molecule: messenger RNA, 2621 nt
Organism: Alligator mississippiensis (American alligator)
Lineage: Eukaryota; Metazoa; Chordata; Crocodylia; Alligatoridae
Product: B-cell receptor CD22-like
Exons: 11
Coding region: 169-1707 (512 amino acids)
Source: RefSeq, a predicted model, not a curated record